AUGGCUACAGAAGCGGAGGAAUACGUGGGAGGUGUACCAAUUAUCGUGUCGCUAAGUAAGACGGACUGCACCAUUAUGGAGGAACCACCUUCACUUUCAUAUUUGCUGCCGCGCACAACGGCGUUAAUGGCAAUACGCGAUGAUGUACAAAAGUUCUUUUCACCCUUCAUAGCUGCGCAAGUGGACACUCCACUACUGGUUUGGUUCACAUACAAUAAUGAACCUGUUCCGUGGCAAUACCCUGUUGGUGCUAUAAAGGACAGUAUCAUAGCUCUAAAGUUGUGUGAGGGAAGUGGAGCGGAUGUGCCUUUCCUUCCAGAUACGGUGGCAGCGCUGCCCUCCCCCGCAGAAUUGAACCCACACUCAUUUACUGUGCCAUUAUUGCUGGAGGCGCGUGUUACUUGUGUUUCGUCUGACAAACCUUUAGGAGUUCCAUGUCCUGGGCAGGAGGACAAUACGGCGUGUCGAAACUCUGAACAAACCGUACGAGACUACUUAAAGCAAAUAAUGAAAGGAACAUUUUCUGCCAUGUAUGGAAGCAUAAAAGGGAUAAUGGACGCUCGCAACGAGGUCAUCAACGAUAUGUUGAACUUCGCUUUGUGUACGCAUAUGGGGGAACCGUUGGUGCAGGCGUUAAGAGCGCACAACGAGCGUAUGACAGUGCUGCGGCGUACAGUGCGCAACUUCUCAAAUGUUGCUGUUAUGAUCAACAUGCCUUUGGCGAAUAAAUUCAUGCAUUUUGCUCUUUUUCGUGUUCCUGCAUCUACAUGCAUGGCGUCUCAGGGUGGUGGUUCUACUUUGAAGGGUGGAGAUUUCAGGUCGAGUAUAUCGAGUGUGGAACAAUCAAGUGGAAUAGUGGAAAGUGUACAAAUUGGACAAAGCGUUGAUGGUAAUGACGGUGGAAUGGGGGCGAGCAACGCGACAGUUGUAGCCGAUGACUGUAAUGUAACAUUUGGAGAAAUUAUUUGGCGCGCUUUGCUAGUGCCGUGGUGUAGAAGAAGCAAACAAGCCGUUCCCGACGGUGCGCCUGCAGAUCCUGCAGCGCCGUUCUUUCAAGCCUUAUCACGCUUUUAUGAAGGUAUGAAUGAUUAUGUAGCGUUAGGUGGUGUCGUUUCCUCUUCACAAGCGGGAGUACUGAUCGACAAAUUUAUUUCGUGCAGUAAUGCAGAAAAUGAUGCGGAUGGAAUAUAUGUUACGUCUUCCACCGCACCAACUCGGCGUCAACGCCUUGGUUUCGUUGUUCAAGGAACAUGCCCUCCUCUUCAAACUCCAGUGAAGUAUUUGCUGGAACGGUUUACAUCCGCCGAUGGGAGGUUGUACGUCACAUUUACAGUGUUUUGA
Messenger RNA from Trypanosoma brucei brucei TREU927, 1341 nucleotides. RefSeq lists its product as hypothetical. The transcript has a single exon. NCBI's taxonomy places the organism in Eukaryota, Euglenozoa, Kinetoplastea, Trypanosomatida, Trypanosomatidae. Gene Ontology annotation, biological process: C-terminal protein lipidation; autophagy of mitochondrion; autophagosome assembly. The coding region runs from base 1 to 1341 and encodes 446 amino acids. The record is from RefSeq and is a predicted model, not a curated record. Gene Ontology annotation, cellular component: phagophore assembly site membrane; cytoplasm; Atg12-Atg5-Atg16 complex.